Molecule: messenger RNA, 6346 nt
Organism: Anopheles merus
Lineage: Eukaryota; Metazoa; Arthropoda; Insecta; Diptera; Culicidae
Gene: Smg6
Product: telomerase-binding protein EST1A
Exons: 18
Coding region: 475-5196 (1573 amino acids)
Biological process (GO): nuclear-transcribed mRNA catabolic process, nonsense-mediated decay
Cellular component (GO): telomerase holoenzyme complex
Molecular function (GO): protein binding; telomeric repeat DNA binding; telomerase RNA binding
Source: RefSeq, a predicted model, not a curated record
CCAUGGCUUCAAACGCCUUGUGAAGCGGUGAGAUGAGUUUUCUUCCGUCAAAUGCUUCAUUUUGGUUCCCCUUGCAUCAAGGGUAGGAAAGGCUGCGAAGUGUAAACGAACGACAAAAGAACAAAAAAAAAGUCCCACUCAAGCUGCUGACACAACAUCAUUGCAUCGUGAAUGGUCGCCUCGGCAGAGUGUUUUAUUUUGGCGUAAAAUUGAUAGCCGACUAUUUUUAACAUAAAUGACAGUGUGCGAUCGUCGUGCAGGCAAAACUUUCGUAGCAAGUAAACAAAAGCACCACAUCCUGCUGGAGACUGGCGAUAGGCACCGGCGUGAAGGAAGGAUACCGUGAGCGAUUGAUGCACUUUUGGGCGCAUUCCGUGACCCCGAGCAACGUAAGCCGCGGAAAGGAUAUAUUGUUGGCGGUACGCGCACGGGGAAGCAUAGCGAUCGAGCCGACGAGCUGCCUUGCGCGCGAAGAUGAGAAAUGCCACCGCACUGCCCACGAUGGUUCCCGCCAGUGCAGCGUCGGUAUCGUCGCGCAACGCCACCAAUAAACGCCAGCAGCAGCUGUACAGCCCGGGCAGUGGGCCGCUGCGCAAGACGGAGCUAACUUCCAGCAACCGAUCGCUCAACAAUCAGUCCCCGCAAACAGACGAACCGUCCCGGCAGCGUUGGGGGAACGGCGGACCAGACGCGCUGGCGGGUGGUGGUGUAUCGUCCCGGCACGGUAGCUCCGGCAAGGACAGCAACGUGCCCGGGUGUCCACCGGCGUCGGGCGGUUGGCGCACCGAGGGACACUCGAAUCAGCAGCCCAACAGCGAGGAACUGGAACCGAGGGGCUUUGCCGCGCCCGCACCAAUCAAUCGCAUGCAGCGCGACACGCGCAGUGUGGAGCCGCGGUACGUGGGCGGCUCGAAGAAGCCGUCGAUGCCGUCGCUCUCGCACCUGGAGAAUCUGCCGCCCCGGCUGCAGAAGAAAACGCUCCAGGAUCUGGGCCUGCCGCCGAACUAUCUCGAGAUAAUGCGGGCGGAGCAGCAGGCGAUGUCGCAAACGCUGCCGAAUCGCAGCGGCUCGCGGCAUAACCGCGGCCGGCCACGGGGGUACGCGGGUAGCUCGGGCGGUGGAGGAGGUGGGAGCAGCGGUGCCUAUUAUACGAACGCUUCGUACGGUGCUUCCGGUCGUACGAUGCAGGGGGGCAAUAGGCCGGCGAGCGAUGACGAUUACUCGCGGCCCCGCAGCCGCUCGUCGGAGAUUGUGUGCGGGCCGGAGGGAAGCUACGCGCCUCGCAGGGGGCCGUCGAAUCGGGAGCGCAGGAUGGAACCGGGACCGGGCAGUCGCAACUCCAGCUGUGACCGCAAAGAGCUGCCCAGGGGCACCCCGUACGCUAAUGAUGCAAGCAGACGGGGUGGUGGUGGUGUUGGUGGCCGUUUCAGGCAAUAUUCGACCGACAGCAAUCGCAUGCUGCUCGAUGGCCCGGGCGGUGAGGUACCGAGCGGUUCGGGUUACGGUUCGAUUCCGCCGUAUAAGUCGACAAGUCGGCGGGAAUCCUAUAGCUGGGCAAAUGAUUACGAUGGUAGCACGGAACAAAAUGUAGCAGCAGAUCAUUCGAGAUGGCACGGGAAUGUUGAUAUGGAAACAGUGCCACCAGCAGUGCCGAUGGGCAACAGCAACCGCAAUAGACAAAGAAAUCGAAGUACUUCCCGCUCAAGAAACGAUUAUUACGAUGAAAUUAAAAUGUCCUACCAGCAACGCGUCGGUAACCGCAGCCGACGCAACUCGCAAUCAUCCAAUGUAAGCCGCGAGAACAGCUCCGAGCGCCCUUACUCGCGUUCCGGUGCCAAUCGUCGCGGGCAUUAUCGAGAUGCAAGCACCGACCGGGCCUAUGAGUCGGGUGGCCGCUUUCAAAAGCAUGCUCGUGAACGCUACAACAAUCGUAGCAGGGAUAACAGCAUGAACCGACCGGUGGGUGAUACACCGUACGACACGGACGGUAGCGACUGGCGCAGCACAGCAGUAGCCCCGGCGGAUGGUGCCGCUCCGCUGAAUGACCAUACCGAGCGAGCGAUUGCCGAGAUGACGAAACAGUUUGAAAGCUCGAUUGGGAUACAGAAGGGCCCGGGCGUGUUAGUUAUCCCGUCGGGAUUGUCACCGAACAGUGCGAGCUCGACAGUCGCCGCAGCCGAGUGUGGUGGCGGGCGCGAAACGAAGCUGCUGUUCGAUCCCAAAAACCCAUCGCAACCCAUCGUCGUUACGCGGACACAGUCAAGGGCUAGCAAGCACCGCGAUACGCGCGACAGCUUGAGACGGGACGAAGGUCGAGACGGUGGCAGACAUCAGCUGGCAGGCGGUCCGGCCUGGUACAAUCCGGACGGGCAGCAAGCAAAACUGCUGCGCCAGAAGGAGCUGAUCUACAAAGUGGUAGAAGCGGACGCACAGCUGCAGGAGCUCAUGGAGAGUGGCAAUCUGUAUGCUGAAUGGGCCCGGUACGAGCAGAUCCGCCGUGGGCUGCAGGAUUUGCUGGAAACGUUCCUGGUGCGGGAGAUGCGCUUUGCCCAGGACGUGAAUUUGGAGCACCACUUCUGGAAAAUGCUGUUCUACGGCAUCAUCGAGCAGCUGCGAAAGCAGCUGUCGGAAGCGCAGGACGAGCAGUGGAAACAGUACUUGCAGGAGCGUGCGCUCGAGGUGGUGGAAAGUGGUACCGCUUACUUCGAGCAGCUGCUGACGCUGCUCGAGCGCGAGCACCGGUUCAGUCUGGAGCAGUUUAUCGGUGCGAAUGCGGCGACGAGCACGAAAGGGUUGCGCUACGCGCUGGCGCUUGUGUCGUCCCAGAAAAUAUUCCUGUUUUUGGGCGAUCUUGCCAGGUACCGCGAACAGAUCACCGGUGGUCAUAACUUCCGCAAAGCCAAACAGUGGUACGUGAAAGCGCAACAGAUUCUCCCUAAGAAUGGGAGGCCGUACAAUCAGCUUGCACUGCUGUCGGUGUAUGCGAAACGUAAAAUCGACGCAGUUUAUUUCUACAUGCGUAGCCUGAUGUCGUCCAACCCGUUCGAAUCAGCAAGGGAGAGUCUGAUGGAUUUGUUCAACGAAACAAAGAAAAAGUAUAAAUUAGUGUUUGAGAACAAUCAGCGAAAGCGCGAAGACAAACUGCGCGCAAGGAGAAAGGAAAAGGAGCAGCGUUUCGAUGGCAACCUGCGGCGUGAAAUCUGGAUACAUCCGGAGGGUGGAUCGCGUGUGCACCGGACUGGACCACUGUAUCCUAUUGCUGCCGGCCAUUCGUCCGAUACGAGCGACGAGGAGGAGCUGCAGACGCUCGGCUCGAUCGAGCUAAACAAACGGUUUAUCAUAAGCUUUUUGCAUGUGCUCGGUAAAUUGAUCACUAAGACGGGCAUGGAAUCGUUUACCCAAUGUGCGCAGCAGAUGCUGCGCGAGUUUCGCAUGUUGGUGCAGGUCACACCCAUCGCUGUGACCAGCUAUCGUUUGCUACAGCUAAUGUCGCUGAACAUGUUUGCGAUCGAGAUGACGAAACUGAAAGACACGUCCACCACUGGCCAGGAAACCCGAUCCGAGCUGCAGGAGUGUGCGCUCUCGUCCGGUCUGCUCAUGUUUGGAAUUUUGCUCGAGCGGCUUAUACGGCUCAUCCAAGAUGCGCUGGACGUGAGCGAGGGCAGCGCGAAGGACCCGGACAAUGGCGACCAUGGUGCGAGUGAAACACCGAAACUAAUCUUACCCGAAGAUGCCAAAGUGAUACUGCCAGCCAUUAAGGUCUGGUGCGAUUGGAUGAUGUCGAACACAGACACGUGGAACCCGCCGCCCUGCUGCGCUGACUACAAGAUUGGAAAAUCUAACGCCCAUGAUCCGUGGUCCGAGCUGGCGGUGCUAAUGAACAUACUGAAGCGCUUGGAUACAAACCGUAGCAUACUGUCGGUGGAGCAGAAUGAAGGAUAUGAAACUGUGCGCCUGCCCGAGGAUAUCACCCUUGCCGGGUUCACGCCGCUGAUGUACUAUGAUCCCGAGCCCAUUUUUGUGCACCCGGAGUGUGACAUGGAAGAGGCACAGAAUGUGCUGCGCAUCCAGAAGCUGCUCUACUUCGGCACGGAUCGUUUGUGUCACUGUGAGCCGCCAGUGCUGCGCCGGGAGCAGGGAGCGCCGCGUGGGAUGGUCGAAGGGCGCGCCCAGUUUUACAGCGUCGUGCAAAACCGAACGGCAAGGCUGAGCGACAUGGACAUCCUGCUGGAAAGCUACAGCGACGAUGAGGAGCUAGAGCCGUCCACGGACGGUGUCAGGGCGAGCGGUGAGCUGCCCAAGAGCGUGGAGCAGCACCAGGGCAGUGGUGCCGUGGGCGACCCCUCGACACCUUCGGCCGAUAGCGGUGUGCUCAGCGGUAGCAGCAGCAGCAGCAUCAGCAACGGCCCGAGCAGCCUCGAAACGCGCAAGCUGCUGCGGCGCAAGGACGAGCUGGAGCGCAAGCAGCGCAUGCAGGAGAAGCACAGCCAGCGGGUGCAGGACAUACUUUCGCAAAGCACGAUCGCUGUUAGCAUCGAGGUGCACCCUCGCUUUCUGGUAACGGACACCAACUGCUUUGUCGACUAUCUGGGGGCGAUCGAGCUGAUCGCGAAGGCUCAUCCACUGUAUCAGCUAAUGGUACCCAUCAUUGUGAUUAACGAACUCGAGGGACUGUCGAAGGGGCUGCGCAACCAGUCGCCGAAGCAGCAGGCAGCAUCCACGGCUGCGGUGGCCGAUAUUCUGGUGCCGGUGCAGAAACAGCUCGCCUUGCCAACGGCACCGGCCACUGUCGCGUCCAUUGCACCGGCUAACAGCAGCAGCAGCACCAGUGCCGCCGGUCUUCAUCAGCAGCACGCGGCCAAGGUUGCCGACGCAUCGAAGAAAGCAUUGCAGUUCAUCAAGUCGCGCAAUCCCGCUCUGAAAUGUGUGACGACCAAGGGUUCGAUACUGAAAACGUCGACCUUCACCGUAGAGGAUGACGUCGGUGACCUCAAGUCGAACGACGAUCGAAUACUCGAGACUGCCUUAAACCUCUGCCGCAACCACAUCGAGGAGACGCGCGCCGGCACCCGGUACCUAACGAUGGACGUCGUGCUGCUGACGACGGAUCGCAACCUGCGGGUAAAAGCCAUAUCAAACGAUCUGCCCGUUAGAGAGAUACCGGACUUUAUCAAGUGGGCAGGACUGAGCGCCUAGCGAACAGUGCGCACCAGCUGGGUGGCGGCGCUGCGCUGGCAAGCACGGUCAUAUAGUUAGACAAAUAGGCUCUGUUGGCAGAUAGCGCACAGCAGAAGAAAAGCGGGGAAUUGAUUGUUUGAGGCUGUUGAAUCCGUUUUAGUGAACGUUACGUUUUACGCACGAUCUAUAUCGUUUUGGUGGCGCGCGCGCGCGUGUACUAAAAGUGACUUUUUCGCGUUAGUAAGGACGAGCGGCGCUGCACGCGCACGCGAAUAAUCAGGACCGCAUCGCGACUUUGUGAAAGAUAGCUCCAUUUGACACUCACGAUCGAUUGUGUUUGUUUUUUUUUCGGGCGGCGUCACUAGAUAGAUAGAUAGAGGUUACAAGCUACUUGUUGCUUUUACACACUCGUUUACUCACGGAACGAGAACAGAGAAAAAUGUUAUAUAUAUACAUAUUUUUUUAUAAUCACGUCUAGUUCUAAACCUGCAAAGGGAAACGCAGCAGCCGUGCUAAAGUUAACAUUGUCAAUACGCGGGGGACGUAAACGCUUCGCUUAAUUUUACCUAACAGUCAUUGGGACGCGCCCCUAGCAAAAAAUCUGUUUACUGAUUUAGUUUUUUUAAAGGAAGAAUAUUAGCUGAUGUUUGGCAAAUUACAUUCUUUUUACUGUUUCUUCAUAAUGUUGAUAACAAACUUGCAAUAGAUAUUCUCUUCUUUCAAAUGUAUCGCCGUUUUUGUUUGUUUUUGUAUCUCUUUUUUUUUUUUUGAUGAGCGAUUUAACCUUCACUCAAACCGUCGUGUCGGUUUCUGCUCGGCAGUAGUGUUCAGCUGUGUUGUGUAAAACUUUGGUCUAGUUUUAGCGCAAUUCAGCUCAAACUGUGCGCGCAAAACAAAGAUAUAUAUAUGUGUGUGUGUGCGUCCGUGUAAAGUCGGCGACAAAAGACGCGAAUGCUCAAUUUAUAGUUACACGCGCUAGGACGGAACACAUCUCGCGCACACACGGGGAACGCUAACCUGCUCCAAUAGACUGAUGGGAAAAAAUGAAGAAAAAAAAAAAAACGCGCCGCGGGCAAGGGCGAUUAGUUGUGGCUGUUUAGGGAACAGGUCUGUAAGCGAUAGUGGAGCGUCUUUAUUCAAAUUCAAUAAAGUGUAUUAUGAUUUUAUA